Messenger RNA from Drosophila bipectinata, 1094 nucleotides. Lineage: Eukaryota; Metazoa; Arthropoda; Insecta; Diptera; Drosophilidae. The record is from RefSeq and is a predicted model, not a curated record.
UUUGAAAUUUCUGUCAAACUCACGUAUGAAACUUUAUCGAAAAAAACUUCAGUCGUGUACAACAACUGCUAACAUCAGUAAAAUUUCUUGUGAUUUCUACACAGACAACCAUCAUAAUGGCUAAUAGAAAAAAUCGAAUGCUCUGUGAAUUCAAGAGUAGAUGCAUAUUUUGCGGUGAUUUUAAAAAAAGACAGCCGUUGCCUCGAUGCAAAGCAAAGAUGAUUACACCCAAGUUCAGGAAGCCCCGAUGCAAGACCGCUUUUAAAGCAACCUCCAUGAAGGGCCGUGGUCGCAAACUUAAAACCAAGGCCCAGUGCACUCAAGACCGGAAGGAACUUUUAAGGCAGAUAGCGAUAAUUAAUAAGGAUUCGGCGGCACCAUAUCGACGGGAUUUCAAGAAAAUAUUACUUAGGGAGAUGGAACGAAUGGGGAGACAACCGACCGAGAAAUUCAAAAAGGCAGCCAACAAAGGCAUCGCACCUUUCAGGAAACAUACCAAAAUUCAAGUAAACUUCGACUCUAAGGAUGAUCUUUUACCUGAUAGCUCUGGACCAAGCUCUGUACGCCAAGAGAAAUCACAAGGAAAAAUUUCUAAGGAAAAUAUGAGCAAAAAUUCCAUGGAAAUUGACUCAAACUCGAGUCAAAUUUCAAAGAAUGUGACUGAUGAUGUAUCCUAUUUUCAAAAUAUUCUCGAAAAAAUGAAAUCUUUAGCACAUCUUUCGGCAAAGAAUUCUGUAUCCACUACAAGCCCCUCCCCCAAACCAACCCAAUCUUCCUUGGAAACAUGCUGCACCGACAAGGACGAUUCUGAAAAAUCCAUGUCCUGCGUUGUUUCUCCAAAGACGUCCUCUGUAAAUAUAGAUUCGGAGGAAAAGACAGUACGUUCGACAUACUAUCUGUACCCCAAUCAGAACAAGGACGACUUUAUUUCUGUGGAAGAGAAACCGGGAGAAGAGGGAAUGGAAAGGAUUUUUGAAGCUCGUCCCAGUAGUAAAGAAAUGAACGAAUUAUUGGAGUGUUUCAAGGCAGCAGUCCAACAACUAUCGCAAGAUUCAAAACAAAAUUAUAAAAUGUAUUUUAAAACUGAAGAUUAA